Sorghum bicolor (sorghum) is the source of this 1346-nucleotide messenger RNA. Its product is annotated as serine/threonine-protein phosphatase 7 long form homolog. Lineage: Eukaryota; Viridiplantae; Streptophyta; Magnoliopsida; Poales; Poaceae. The record is from RefSeq and is a predicted model, not a curated record. Bases 132 to 1346 code for a protein of 404 amino acids. Gene Ontology annotation, biological process: meristem maintenance; meristem development. The transcript is spliced from 7 exons.
GGACCAGAUUUCAGGUAGAACGAGGCGAGGGAGAGCAACCCCGUUUGUUACUGACCCCGAGCAAAAUCAAUGUGGCAAAUGUGGUAGACUUGGACACAACUCGCGUACUUGCCAUUGGCCGCUAAGUCAGGAUGGAGCAGUUCCACCUCCUGGAUCCAUACUACGAGGUGAAGCACCGAGGACGACUCACUGCCGAGGGGGCGGAACUACCCCCGCUUCGACCUCGAACGCAUGACAAGUUCGAGGAGAUGCGGUAUGACGACAGGUACACACCUCUGCUGCAGAGGGCUGGCCUGGAUGUCAUAUCGUAUCAGGUUCGUCGUGGGUUGCCUCCAAUUAACCCCGCGGCGAUCACAGCUUUGGUUGACAGGUGGAGGCCAGAAACUCAUAGUUUCCACCUACCUUGUGGAGAGAUGACUGUUACACUCCAGGACACUCAGAAGAUCCUGGGUUUGAGUGUUAGAGGUCGUCCAGUUAUCGGACACUGCAGGCCCGAUGGUUGGAGGGCCAGAGUUGAGGCCUUCCUUGGAAGACCACUUCCUCCGGAGGCACCGACGCAGCGCACCACUGGGGUACCAAUUGCUUGGCUUAGGCAGAGCUUUGGUAAUUGUCCGGCACAUGCGGACCAGGAGACAGUUGCCUACUACUGUAGAGCUUGGAUCUUGCACCUAUUUGGGUGUGUUCUUUUCCCUGACGCGACAGGGGACACUGCAUCGUGGAUGUACCUCCCGUGCCUCACUGACUGGGACACCACAGGUACUUACAGCUGGGCUUCGGGAGUGCUGGCUUACCUAUACCGUAGCCUUUGUGAGGCGUGUCGUCGGACCGCAAGUAGUUCUUCCGUUGGUGGUUGUGUUUACCUACUGCAGCUUUGGAUGUGGGCUCGUCUUCGAGUUGGACGGCCCAUAGUUGACGCUCCUCGGGAAUGGUUUGCAGUGGGCAACCCUCGUCACCGUCCGACGUUUGCCCAUCUUUGGGACCAGGCGAAAGUCGCCUUCAGCAGGACUUCACGUGCGUACGUACAGUAUGCCAAUGAGCUCGACACGCUUAGGCCCUCCAUGGUUAAUUGGGAGCCGUACACGGCGAAUGAUGCGCUACAUCUUGGAGUAAGCAGCAUGUGUAGCGAGGAUGAAGACUUGUACUUGAUGAUCUGCCCUCUGAUUUGCUUCUAUGCUGUUGAGUGGCACCUUCCAAAUCGAGUAGCCCGCCAAUUUGGCUUGUGCCAGCAAUGGCCUGUCCCUCCAUUUGAUACUUCCGUGGAGCUGCACAAGAUUGAUCGUCAGAAGCAAAAGAAGACAGUUGAGUUUGAAACGUUGCAUCGUCAGUACAUAGAAGUGUGGGACUAG